AUGCCCUGUAUGCCUGCCUGCUUGCCUACCUGCCUGCCUGUGUGGUGUGUACGUGGGUGGGCGUGGGUGCGUGGCUGUAGUUGCCCAAAGCGGAACACGCGUCCUCACUGCCUAAACGGGACACGAUGCAGCCAGCCUGGGGGUGGGCGGACCCCAUACUCACCACAUCCAUCCCUACUUCUCACUACUUGCUUAACUCACAUGCAUACUUUCGCCUACCUGCUAGGCACGUUGGCUGCGUUUCCGGCCCCAUCCUUGUGGGGAUCUAUCGAAUCGUCACUGCCCUUAUCUCGACCUGUCCCCGGCGGCUUCACCCUUGCCAGCCGGGAACCAACGGAUGCCUUCGCUCCACGCUGCCAUUCGACAAUGCCGAUAUCUGGCCAGCCCCAAGGGCCUGCCUCUCGCCAGAGCACAGUCUCAGAUCCAUGGGCGCGAAUCCCUCCAAUGACCCAUCUAUGGUCGACCCAAAGAAAAUUUCUCCCGCCGGUUGAUUGUCUGGCGGCUUCUGCCUCCGCCGCCUCACCACGCCAGAUUGCGGCGUCUGAACACGGUCGGCCCGGCAGGCGCGAAGCGAAGCGAAGGCGCACAGCACACACACAUUACCGAAAUCAAUUACCUGGCCUGCUUACCGGGUCAAGCGCACACAGCGCGUAUCAAGAUAACAACCGCCCACGGGACAAGAACGAGUGCCACCAAGCCUUUCCGCCCCUUGCAGACCAACUCGGUGUUAGUACUGGACCAGUCCAACACAAGGCGUCUAGCGAGCUUCUAGGGCCGGCCAUCCAGGCCGCAAAUCCAUCCUUUGUACCAGAACUGAGUGCGGGAUCUCCACAAUGUCCAACAGCGGACCUGCCUGACGAGGAAAUGCUGGCGGUUAAGGCUGCUGCUGGCGAGUCACGCACCUGGUCGGAGAUAUGGCGCUCGCCACCCUAUUCGUUCCAGCCGAGGAAAUUUUGCCGCAAAAUAAUUGCACCACUCACAGCCGUCAACAGCACGUCGUGGAUUGUGGAGAGACCCUGA
Bipolaris zeicola 26-R-13 is the source of this 1020-nucleotide messenger RNA. RefSeq lists its product as uncharacterized. The transcript is spliced from 6 exons. The record is from RefSeq and is a predicted model, not a curated record. Lineage: Eukaryota; Fungi; Ascomycota; Dothideomycetes; Pleosporales; Pleosporaceae. The coding region runs from base 1 to 1020 and encodes 339 amino acids.